GUUUAUAUUAUUUUUGUAUAAAAUAAAUAUCUGCAGUUUUUUAUUUGGCUAAUUACUCCUCCAUUCUUCCACAUGUCAGGCAUCAUAUACAAAAUAAAAUAAAAAUUUCGAGAAAAACGUAAAAAUUUUCAGUAUAACAAAAUUGAAACAAGAUUAAUUUCACCCAAACUUAAAAUUGGCCGUGCAAUAUUACAAAACAAACAAAACAAAAACUAUAAAUCUCUACAACACCAUUGUUAUAAACGUGAACUUAUUUUUUGCGUUAGUAAGAAGCAGUGCUAUCAGCUGUCCACAAUUUGUUGUAUUUACUAGAGGGAUAUUUAAUAAUGGUAUGCUAUCUAAAGAAUUGAACAAAAUAAUUUAAAUACUAGUGCAGUUAAAAGUGGUAUGAAAUUGGAUGACUUUCAUUGAAUUUAUUAAAAAAUUAAACCGACAAAAAAAGGAAAAUGUAUGACGAGGCUGGUCUUCAUCGCUUUGGCACGACUUUGCCAGAACUAGACGAAGAUUCCGUACCCUCAAAGAAACCAAUUCGUUUGGAAGAUCAAAUUGUGACAGACGAGAAUGGCAAACGUCGUUUCCAUGGGGCUUUUACCGGUGGGUUUAGCGCUGGCUACUGGAAUACUGUGGGCUCACAAGAAGGUUGGACGCCGGCGACAUUUAAAAGCUCUCGCAGCGAAAAAGCGGCACAACGUCUGCAACAACGCCCGGAUGAUUUUAUGGACGAUGAAGAUCGUGGUGAAUUUGGUAUUGCGCCCCAACGUCUACAAACACGAGCUGAAUAUUCGUCGUUUGAGCCAGAGUUAAGUCGUAAGCGUAAGUUGAUGGCAACACAUAGUGGACCAAUCCCAGGAAAACCUGUACUAGAACAACUGAUUGUUCCAAAUAAUAUCAAAAUUGGUGAGCGCAUUUUAAAAAGCAUGGGUUGGCGUCCAGGGCAAGGUAUUGGACCUAGACAAACCCGUAAAGAAAAGAAAUCAGCACGUAGUAGAAAUCAACGAGAAAUGUACGUUAUGCAGCAAUAUGGAUAUCAGCCAAAUGCAACCACAGCAAAGUCUCCAGAGCAUUCCGAUGAUGCUGGUGGCGAGACGGAAAGUUCAGAUGAAGAAACUGAUAAAAUUACAUUUGCACCAGAUGAUUACGAACCAUAUGUGUGUACAGCAAAAAAAGAUCGCUUUGGCUUGGGAUAUCGUGGCAGCUUGAGUCGGGAUCCUGUACUUUCCAACAUUCAAGGAGCAGUAUCAAGCAAUAAACACAUAAAUUUGUUUGAACCUGCUUUAGAAGCAGUAGGUAAAAAUAAUAAGAAAAUAUCAUUUAAAGGGCAAGCAUUUGGCGUAGGUGCAUUAGAAGACGAAGAUGAGGAUAUAUAUGCGAGAGAUGAUAUGUCUCGUUACGAUUUCUCAUUAGAGGACCGUAAGCAGCAAAAAAAGAAAGUCAUAAUUGAACAGGAUCAACUUGUGGUAGAUGGAUUUUCGGCAUCUAAGAAUCAGAUACGUUUAAAAAAACCCGAAAAUAUAUUAGUUCCAGCUAAUUUUACGCCACGUAAUUGGUCCGAACGAAAAAGUCGUUUCCAGCCCAUAGAUGCAAAAAGGGCUGAAGAGCUGGAAUCAUAUUUCAAAAAAGUUGAACAUGCAAAAAAUAGAUUAAAUCCUGAUGAACGCGCUGAAUUACUGAGUGAGGAGCGACAAAUCGACGAAAAGCCAACUACUAGUAUACACGCGCGAGAAGAGCAAACACACAACAAAAGUCAAAGCAAGACUAAUACUGACUCACAACCUGCUCUUCCAGAAACAAAGUCUACCCGUGUUGCAGGUGGUUACGACAAAAUGACUGACAAAGCAAGGUCCAUUUGGGGGUCUUUGGAACAGAACGAUCGCUUUACACGCGCUAGUGACAUUGAAAGAGAGAUUUCGUCCGUGAAUAGCAGUGAAUUUGCUGGAAUGGUUAAAGAAGCGUACAACAAAUCAAAAGUCGACUCCUUAACAAACAUGUUUAAGCCUUUCAUGCAUGAUGAACAAAAACAGCGGCGUUAUGAGGAAUUUCUUUUGGCUGAAGUGAAAACCGAGGAGGAGAUUACGUGUUUCUUGAACAAAAUACAGCCGGUGAAUUUGAACGAUUGGGAUCGAGAAAUGGAAAAGAAGGAGUUUAUACAGGCUAGCAAAAUAUUUAGACCCCUAGAUGGGCUAAUGUCACAACGUUUUGUCACGGAGUCUGGUAUUGCAGUAGAGCAAAAGUCAACCAAAGUAUCUGAAAACAUUGUUAGUAGCCCGAAAAAAAUAAAUAUCGAGCGUUCAAAAUCAAUGUGGAAACCUCACUCUUUACUAUGCAAAAGAUAUAAUAUUGCUGAACCUUACGGUGGACACAUGGAGGAAGAUAAGCGACCUGCCUCUUCUUCGAAAAUGUCCGUUUUCGAUUAUCUGGAAGAUUGCUUGCAUAAAAAGUCGGAUUUUAAGACGCCAGUCAUUGUGCCAAUGAAAAUACCCGAUAUAAAACCAAUACUAAAGCACACAAAGUGCGGAACGGCAAAGGAACAAACAAAUAACACAAAAUCUGCAACUUCGGUUUCGACUUGCACGGUUUCAACUAUGACCUCGUGCAGUCCAAGUUCCUCGUUUUCCGACACGUCUAUAGUUGUUGUAGAUCAAUUGAAAAGUGAACAUGCGAGUUCAAAACGUUCUAAAGAUGACGGCACGAAAGUUGGUCGCCCUACAGCCAAGACCGAUUUGGAAAAACUUUCUGCAGAAUCAAUUUCGAAACCAUCCUAUGAGAAGUUGGAGCUUUACAAAGCAAUUUUUGACGAUAGUAGUGACGAAGAAGGUGUUGAACAAUACGAAGUAACUGUAAUCAGCAGAGAAGGUGAAAAUACAGAUAGUUGCGCGCUAAAGAGAGCUGAACAAGUAAAUUUACUGCGAAAUACAUCGCCGCCACGUGGCAUCUUUAGCGCCUUGCUGUCUAAGAAAGCACGCGAAAAAACACCGGAAAAGACUGAUUGCAACUCUAUAGAAUCAAUUGACUUGGAGGAGAAAUCGUCGCCUUCCGUUAUGGUUUCGGGAAUGGCUCUGAUACCAGCCUCUGCGAAACCGGUUAAUAGCAACAAAAUUGAAUUUAAACGGCCUACAAGCAUAUCUUCCAAGACGUCAGUGAAUUCAGCCUCAACGGCGUCUACAAAGUUAUCAUUAAAUGACGCAUCAACAAUGCAUCAGUCUUCAAAAGGCGAAAACAAUUGCACAUUAAUGUCAACGGAAAUAAAGUCGAGAAGCGAACGUCUACAGGGUUCGGGCAACGCUUCCGUAACUACAGCUGUAACUUUCGAUCUGCCAAGCACUUCAUCGGAUGUGGUGACAGAUGCUUAUGGCCCACAGUUGCCACACCACGUGCGAACUCAAGCGACUAACAACGCUGUGAACCAAAUGAACAAGGUGGUUGAAGAAAAGAUGAUUCGGUUUCUAGUGCAGCGUGCCAAAAAUUCCAGACAACUUGAUAACGAAGGCUGGGUGGAGAAGAAAGUACGCAAGAUUUUGAAAACCUCAACACGAAGUUCAAGCAGCAGCAGUAGCAGCGAUGAGAAGGAUUCUAGCUAUAAAAGCGAACGCAAUGCGCACAAAAAGAAGAGUAAAAAGAGCAAAAGUCAUAAGAAAUCAAAGAAAAAAUCGAAAGAGAAACGACCGAAGAAAUCUAAGAAAAAGAAGGAUAAAUAAUAAGGUUAUAAUUUAUAUGUAUUGCUAGUUGUAUAUAUUUACGUAUAAUAUAUAAAAACUGAAAACUGUAAAUUCGCUGUUUAACAUAAACUAAGCUAUUGAAAUUAUAACACGAAGCGUCUUUCAAUAAAUUUUUUUUUGCAUUUAA
Messenger RNA from Bactrocera oleae (olive fruit fly), 3843 nucleotides. RefSeq names its product G patch domain-containing protein 1 homolog. The record is from RefSeq and is a predicted model, not a curated record. Gene Ontology annotation, biological process: mRNA processing. Gene Ontology annotation, molecular function: RNA binding. Lineage: Eukaryota; Metazoa; Arthropoda; Insecta; Diptera; Tephritidae. Gene Ontology annotation, cellular component: nucleus.